AUGGAUAGUUUAUUAAAUACAUAUAUUGAACCCACCUGGUUCAGUUUGGUAAACAAGUGUACUGAAGAUAAUUUUAUUUUUUAUGGAACAAUAUUGGCACAUAGUGGAUCUUUUUUGUUAUUUAAUAUGCAAUACAUUUUAUAUGACUUAAUACCAUAUUUCAAUAAAUAUAAAAUCCAAAAGAAUAUAAAAAAUAGCUUAAAUUUUAAAAAAAUUAUUUUUACUCUAUUUUAUCAGGUUUUUCUAGAUGUUUGUUUUCUGUAUUUUUCAAUCCCCAUUUUAAAAUACUUUGGAUUUGGACCUAGAACACCCUUGCCAUCAUUGUUUUAUUUCAUCUCUUCUUUGAUGAUAUGUGUGGUUUUGGAUGAUUUCUUUUCGUAUUUUAUCCAUAGAACUAUUCAUACACCCUUCUUUUAUAAGCAUGUUCAUAAAAAACAUCACAUUUUAACAUCGCCCGAUGGAUUCAGCGCUGAAUAUAUCACAUUGUAUGAGGGUUUAGCCUAUGGAAUGGCAACUUUUGUAUGCACUGUACUUUUUCAAAGGCAUUUGUUUUCUUUUUGGGCUUUUAUUAUUUUCAAAGUUUAUGAAAUCGUUGAAACCCAUUCAGGCUAUAAUGUACCUUGGUCUCCAUCAAAACUUAUUCCAUUUUGGGGUGGAGCAACAUUUCAUGAUUAUCAUCAUAGAAAUUCUGUGGGAAAUUAUGCCUCUACAUUUACCCUUUGGGAUAAACUGUUUGGUACCUAUAAAAAUAAAUAA
Messenger RNA from Dictyostelium purpureum, 756 nucleotides. RefSeq lists its product as uncharacterized. NCBI's taxonomy places the organism in Eukaryota, Evosea, Eumycetozoa, Dictyosteliales, Dictyosteliaceae. The record is from RefSeq and is a predicted model, not a curated record. Gene Ontology annotation, molecular function: C-4 methylsterol oxidase activity; iron ion binding. The transcript has 2 exons. Gene Ontology annotation, biological process: sterol biosynthetic process. The coding region runs from base 1 to 756 and encodes 251 amino acids.